GCGCCGGGGAAGGCUAGGGCUGAGGGGGCCAGGCCGCAGCUUCGAGGCCCGGCACUACCGCGGUCUCGGGUCUGGAGUGGGAGUCGCAGGUGCAGGAGAGGGAGGGGCAAGGGGCGCCUUUCUACUGCACUUUUUUUUGCAUUCAGGAGAUUGCCUAGCUGCAAUCUAGAGAGGUUUGCAUGAGCUUCGAGUCUGCCUGACAAGUGAGGAAAUGAGGCCAAGAAGCGGGAAGGGUUGCCAUCUGCUGGGCCACGCCACCUGCUAAGGGAAGGCCGGGAACCAAGGCCUCGGGGUCUGCGUUCCCAGGCCCGCUCGGUGGGCGUGGGGAGCAAGGGCCCUGCUCAGUUCCCUCGAGACUGCAGAAGGCUUUCUGAGGGGAGGAGCUCAGGACGCAGAGGAGGAGCUAAGUCCGCCCCAGGAGCGGGGACCCGAUCCUCGGGGAUAAAACGCAGAGCCCGGAGGAACCCCGUCAGCCAGGCGGACAGAAAGCUCCGGGAGCGGCCUCAUGGAAGACAAGCAGAUCCUGUGCGUGGGGCUAGUGGUGCUGGACAUCAUCAAUGUAGUGGACAAGUACCCGGAGGAGGACACGGACAGCAGGUGCUUGUCCCAGAGAUGGCAGCGUGGAGGCAACGCAUCUAAUUCCUGCACCGUCCUCUCCCUGCUUGGAGCCCCCUGUGCCUUCAUGGGCUCGCUGGCCCCGGGCCAUGUUGCCGAUUUUGUCCUGGAUGACCUCCGCCGCUAUUCUGUGGACCUACGCUACACAGUCUUUCAGACCACGGGCUCUGUCCCCAUCUCCACAGUCAUCAUCAACGAGGCCAGUGGUAGCCGCACCAUCCUCCAUGCCUACAGGAACCUGCCAGAUGUGUCUGCUGCGGACUUUGACAAGGUUGAUCUGACCCGGUUCAAGUGGAUACACAUCGAGGGCCGGAAUGCAUCAGAACAAGUGCAGAUGCUGCAGCGGAUAGAACAGCACAAUGCCAGGCAGCCUCCUGGUCAAAAGAUCCAAGUGUCCGUGGAAGUGGAGAAGCCCCGAGAAGAGCUGUUCCAGCUGUUUGGCUAUGGAGAUGUGGUGUUUGUCAGCAAAGAUGUGGCCAGGCACUUGGGGUUCCGGUCAGCAGUGGAGGCCCUGAGGGGCUUGUAUGGUCGUGUGAGGAAAGGGGCUAUGCUAGUCUGCGCCUGGGCUGAGGAGGGCGCUGAUGCCCUGGGCCCUGACGGACAGCUGCUUCACUCGGAUGCUUUCCCUCCACCCCGGGUAGUGGAUACUCUGGGGGCCGGAGACACCUUCAACGCCUCAGUCAUAUUCAGCCUGUCCCAGGGGAAGAGUAUGCAGGAGGCUUUGAGAUUUGGCUGCCAGGUGGCCGGCAAGAAGUGUGGCCUGCAGGGCUUUGAUGGCAUUGUGUGAAUGCCCGAUGGUGGCGGUUGCUGGCUUACACUACCCCCCUCCUUGGAGGCUGGCAUCACCGGCCGCCGUUGCCUUCUCCCCUCCAUCCAGCCUGGCACAUGGGCUGCCCUGCUCCCUGGGCGGAUGCAGACCGUGGGAGGGUUCCGCCUGUGUCCUGUGUCUCUCUCACACUGCUGAGCCACACAGGAAAUAAAUCUGCCCCAAAGCCA
Acinonyx jubatus (cheetah) is the source of this 1611-nucleotide messenger RNA. It is a transcript of the gene KHK, whose product is annotated as ketohexokinase. The record is from RefSeq and is a predicted model, not a curated record. Lineage: Eukaryota; Metazoa; Chordata; Mammalia; Carnivora; Felidae. The transcript is spliced from 8 exons. Bases 506 to 1402 code for a protein of 298 amino acids. Gene Ontology annotation, biological process: fructose metabolic process. Gene Ontology annotation, molecular function: ketohexokinase activity.